Oryzias melastigma (Indian medaka) is the source of this 2196-nucleotide messenger RNA. RefSeq names its product platelet derived growth factor d (gene pdgfd). The record is from RefSeq and is a predicted model, not a curated record. The transcript is spliced from 7 exons. Gene Ontology annotation, biological process: positive regulation of ERK1 and ERK2 cascade; positive regulation of cell migration; positive regulation of cell population proliferation. Bases 830 to 1945 code for a protein of 371 amino acids. Gene Ontology annotation, cellular component: membrane. NCBI's taxonomy places the organism in Eukaryota, Metazoa, Chordata, Actinopteri, Beloniformes, Adrianichthyidae. Gene Ontology annotation, molecular function: platelet-derived growth factor receptor binding; growth factor activity.
GGAGUCAUUUUUCUGUAGUCCUAACUCCUCAUUGGAGUUCCUCCUGCCCAUUUUGAGCAGAGCGCAGAGGAAUUUAUGCCUCCAAAACAGUCAGAAACUAUUUCCUUCUCGCAUAAAUAGAUUCAAUCUGAUCACACUAAGCAAGACAGCAUGUGAAACAGGGAGGCUUCAAUAAAACGCUUCUCAUUUUCAAAUCAAACAUGAAAUAAGUGUCUAAAGGAGUUUCCUGAAGGAUUUCUGAGAUGAAUUAUGUAACCUGUUGAACAGAGAGAGGAAGCAGACAUCUGUUCUUUCACAGUAAACUCCCGAUUAAGAGCAAUUAUUACUGCCACACGAUCGAAUUUAAUCACAACAAAUAAAGCAGGAAUUUAUGCUGCAAUAUUUUCCUCCACGUCUCCAACACUGACGCGCGUGUACGUGCGCGCAGGCGGAGAGGACGUCUCCAGCGCGCACCGGUCAGUGGGGAAAGUUUGACGCCAGACGCAUCAGAUGUCCCAGCUCUGAGCGAUGCAGAAUAUGCAGAAUAUUCUCCAUAUUCUCGGUCGCCACGUGUCGUGUCCCGUUGAUAAGACGCUCGGCGCCCGCAGUCUGAUGUCUGACCGUGAACGGAGCUAUAUUAUCCUCCACCUGCUCUCGCUGUUUCACACUUUAGUGGUCGGUGUCUGCGCGCGCUCGGCUUUCCCAGGAAAGCGGGAUCCCUCGUAAAAUUUGGGCACUUUGGCGCGUGGGACGGGAGUGACAGGACUCAACAAGUGACUUUCACAGCACAGAAAGGAGAGGAGACUUCUUUGAGAGGAGUUCGGGAUACGUGUUGAAGUUGGUGUGCGCUAUGAAGGGAGCAGGGCUUCUCCAGAUGUGGAUACUUUUCUUGUUGGGGGCUGUGAGUGGAGUGGGGAGAGCCCAGGUCUCAACUGCCAGAGUUCUGAGGGGGAACACCAGGAGAGACGACUUGUACCAGAAAGAGGAAAACAUCAUGGUAACAUCGACUGGUGGGUUCAUCCAGAGCCCGCGCUACCCCAACGCUUAUCCUCGCAACCUGCUGUUGUCAUGGAAACUGCUAUCACCGCCAGGGAGCCGCAUACACCUGGAGUUUGACGCGCAGUUCGGUCUGGAGGAGCCAGAGAACGGGGUCUGCAGGUAUGACUUUGUUGAGGUGGAAGACCAGGCGGAGGCAAGCACCAUCAUUUGGGGCCGCUGGUGUGGGCAGAACGUACCUCCAAGUCUGAAGUCCAAACGCAACGUGCUGAGAGUCACCUUCAAGUCUGAUGAUUACUUUGUGGCAAAGCCGGGCUUCAAACUCUACUAUUCGCUGCUGGUUGACCACUCUCUGCUCCCAUCCAAGACCAAUUGGGAGGCCGUAACUUCUCCCAUGUCGCAGGACGUGGGUGUUAAGGAGCUGCCAACUCCAGAGACAGCGGUUCCUUUAUCCCUGGAGGAUUUGGACAGGACCAUAGCUUCCUUUGACACAGUGGAACAGCUUCUGAAAUCAUUGAGUCCAAGGACUUGGAGAGAAGACCUGGACAGCAUCUACACUCAGACAUAUGUUCACUAUAGAUCCAGAUCCUAUUAUCUGUCUGGCAGACACGACAAAGUUGAUCUGAAUCGUCUCUAUGACGACGUCAAGAGAUACAGCUGCACUCCCCGCAACUACUCUGUGAACCUGCGCGAGGAGCUGAGGAUCACCAACGCCGUCUUCUUCCCCCGAUGUCUGCUGGUGAAACGCUGCGGAGGAAACUGCGGCUGCGGGAGCAAAAGCUGGCAAUUUGACUGCACGUGUCAGCCCACCAAAACGGCAACCAAACUGCACGAGGUGCUGAAAUACGCCCCAGACCCCUCCCUGCAUAAACGCCCUCAGAGCCAGAGACUGCGCUGGGUCAUCGAUGAAAUCUUCCUCUCCCAUCAUGACACGUGUGAGUGUGUGUGUCCUUCCCAGCCCCCUCGCUGAGACGCUCAUUCUGGCUCGUGCAUCUGGAACUGAUGGAUGAGGCCUUUUAUCGAUUUUGCAAUGGACUUUAUAUAACAAACCGCACCACUGGCAAACAUGAGGCAGAGAGGAGGGCAACGCUCUGACUGAUAAACUGCUGCUCGCAUCUGAAACAUUUGCUCCUGCAGAUAAACCUUUUUACCUUUCCCUGUGCACAGGUCAAACUUAUGAAACGCCUUUACAGUAAAUCUUCCCAACCCUUUGGUUAUUUA